This is a messenger RNA of Paramecium sonneborni, 778 nucleotides long. The record is from the annotation of a GenBank genome assembly. NCBI's taxonomy places the organism in Eukaryota, Ciliophora, Oligohymenophorea, Peniculida, Parameciidae.
AUGUAUUCAGAUAAUAACAAUACACAUUCAGAGAUUAGAAUCAGAUAACUGUUAUACUUUAAAUAACCUCCUUUAAGUAUAUUCUAUUUAUAUUGUAUUUAGCUACCUUACCUACCAAUAGAAGUGCUAUGAAACUUUAAACUCUAGAACAUAAAUUAGGGCGAACUAAUAAAAAUUUUACAGGAUAUUCAAAAAGUCAAAGUGAUACAAGACCAUUUUUCGAAAAUUUUAUGGAAAAAACAGAUUAAAUUACAACUUUUGGAUUUAAAUAUCCUUUCAAUGUUGAAGAUUUUUAAAAUACUAAUGCAUAAAUCCAUUUUUUAGAAGUCUUUACUCAUUCUUAACAAUUAAUAUAAGUAAACAUUUAACAAACAAAUUAUUAUAGAAUUAUAUUUUAGAUAGCAAACGAACUUUAACUUAAUUAAAAGAAUAGUCUAAAUAAAUUAAAGAUGAAAUGGAUUUAAUGAAAGAGAAAACGGAGAAGAAUAUUUAAAAAUUAGAAGAUCAAUUUAAUGAAGCAGUUUAAGUUAAAUAAAGAUAAUUGAAAGAAGAUUAUGUAGCCUAUUCAACAGAGUCUUAUAGAUUAAAUAAAGAAAUUAGUAAAUUAACUAAAGAUAAAUUAUAAAUGGAAGAAUAAUCUAUUCAUUUGUUGUAGAAAAUAAUUAAAUUAGAAAAAUAAAUGUAAGGAGUAGAAAUGGAAUUAAUGUGUGAAAAUGAAUAAGAAUUAUAAUCUUAAUUAAGAGGCACAUUUCAUAACACAAAAAGCAUAACACACUGA